This is a messenger RNA of Pieris rapae (cabbage white), 1729 nucleotides long. Its product is annotated as MFS-type transporter clz9-like. Gene Ontology annotation, molecular function: DNA binding. The record is from RefSeq and is a predicted model, not a curated record. Lineage: Eukaryota; Metazoa; Arthropoda; Insecta; Lepidoptera; Pieridae. The transcript has 4 exons. Gene Ontology annotation, cellular component: nucleus. The coding region runs from base 194 to 1729 and encodes 511 amino acids.
CAAAUAUGAAAUAGUAUCCUAAUAUGGAAUACCUUCAUUUCUCUAAGACUAUAAGUAUGAAACGCAACAUUCGACCAUCUUCUGUUCCAUUCGGUCUACUAACUAUCGCACUCACACCAUCGAGUCAGUUGCGCGAAUACUUCACGUGUGGCAGGCGUGUUUUGUUUUGUUGUCGUGCGGAAAAUUUUAAAGAAUGUCCGGUUCACAAUCAACCAAACGAAAAACCUGGGAUGAAGAAAAAAUGGCACAAGCUAUAAAAUUCGUCCGGGAAAAGAAAAUGGGGUAUUUGAAAGCGGCACAGCAUUUUCAAGUGCCUAGGACAACUUUAUUUCGUCUCUGCCAAAAAGAUGAACAGUCUCCAGAAGUGGCAGCAGCUACUACAUUAGGACGAAAAACUAUCUUGGGCUCCGAACUUGAACAUCAGUUAGUAGAAUACAUACUAAUAAUGGAGAGUAAGUUUCACGGUUUAACAAGAACUGAUCUUCGCCGUAUGGCGUUCAUGCUAGCAAAGCGAAACAAUUUGCAGAAUCCCUUCGGUGAAUCAGGUAUGGCUGGAAAAAAGUGGUUAAAGUUAUUUUUAAAUCGUCAUAAAGAUAAACUUUCGAUAAGAAGACCAACUGGUACAUCAUUUGCCAGAGCAUUUGGAUUUGAUAAGGAAAAAGUGGAAGCCUUUUUCAACCUCCUUGAAGAGCUUUACGCUAAGAAUAACUAUCCACCAAAUCGUAUUUACAACGUGGAUGAAUCAGGCCUCACAAUAGUACAAAGUAAGAUACCACAAAUCAUCGGCCACAAAGGUAAACGCCAGGUAGCUGCACUGACUUCAGCAGAAAGAGGAUCUCUGAUGACAAUAGUUGUUUGCAUGAAUGCUACUGGUCAUUUUGUGCCACCGUUCAUUAUUUUUCCCAGAAAAAAUAUGAGUGCUCAGCUAAUGAGAGGCUGUCCUCCAGGAUCAGUCGGAGUUGCACACCCAUCAGGGUGGAUACAAAUGAACAUCUUUACAGACUGGUUCAAGCACUUUAUUCAACACACCAACCCGACUCCUGAAUCGAGGGUUUUACUGAUACUAGACGGACACUAUAGUCAUACUCACAAUAUCGAUAUAAUAGAUAUUGCUAGGGAAAAUAACGUGGACAUAGUUUCGUUACCUCCUCAUACGACUCAUAAAUUGCAGCCAUUAGAUAAAACUUUCAUGGGGCCUUUAAAAACAUACUAUAGUGAGGAAAUACGCAUGUGGAUUAGAGACAACAACAGACCUCUAAGUCCAUAUGAUAUUGUGGAGCUGUUUGGCAAAUCCUAUUUGAAAGUACAAACAGGCGAAAUCGCAGCCAACGGGUUCAAAGUUACUGGAUUGUGGCCUUUAAAUAAAAAUGUCUUCAGUGAUGUGGACUUUAUUGCUGCGCAACAAAAUGCUUUAAUAGACGGUUGUACAACCAAUAUCCCUCCGCUGGAAUCAAGAUCUGAAACUGGUCAAGUUCUGGUAGAAAUACCUGCACCACAAACAACUGCUAAUUUACAACCUGAACCUAGACAAGAAAAAGAAAAUAAACUAGUCAAGACAAAGAAUAAGAAGAAAACUGCGAAGAGAAACAAACAAACGAAGAAAAAUAAGGAUGAUAGUGAAGAAGAAGACUCUGAGGAACUAGACGUUAUCCAGUUUGAUGAAGGUAGUGAACAUGAUGAGUUGAUGGACCAAGUACCUCCUGACUCUGCUGAUGCAGAAUAUUAUUGA